Messenger RNA from Sitophilus oryzae (rice weevil), 2001 nucleotides. RefSeq lists its product as uncharacterized. The record is from RefSeq and is a predicted model, not a curated record. Bases 69 to 1937 code for a protein of 622 amino acids. Gene Ontology annotation, biological process: RNA polymerase II preinitiation complex assembly; transcription initiation at RNA polymerase II promoter. Gene Ontology annotation, cellular component: SAGA complex; transcription factor TFIID complex; SLIK (SAGA-like) complex. Lineage: Eukaryota; Metazoa; Arthropoda; Insecta; Coleoptera; Curculionidae. Gene Ontology annotation, molecular function: RNA polymerase II general transcription initiation factor activity; protein heterodimerization activity; transcription coactivator activity. The transcript is spliced from 7 exons.
AAGAAUUUUAUUUAUUGACAGUUAUAAAAGAAGUAAAAGUGUGGUUCAUCUUGAUUUGAAUCUAGUUUAUGUUAUUCUUUGAUUUGAUAUUAUCAGAUAUUAUUAAAACAUUCAAAAUAUUUGAAUGUUAUUAUUGUUUCGUUUUUGUUAUAGUUAUUAAUUCUUUAAUUAUUGCAAUGAAUUCUUCAAGUAGUUCGUCAGGAGGAUCUAGACAUAAGAAGCAGGCUAAAAUGGGGAAUAAUAAAAUACAAUCCGUACAAAGUCAACAAGAUAAUACGAGUAAUGAAGAAUACCAGGAGUUUCCUUCCAAGUAUUUUCAAGGAUAUGCUGGAAUAGGUCCAGACUCCAUAAAAAUUUAUGCGGAACAAAAUAACAUAGAAGAAAAUUUUACUGAAGAAAUGUAUAAUAUUUUAACUGAAGAUAUUAAUUAUAAAUUACGUUACAUAAUCCAUAAUGCCUUAAUUAAAGCCAAAUUGCAACAUAGGGAAACUAUAACUUCGGGGGAUAUAGAAGAAACAUUUGCGAAUCUUAAUAUUGACAAAGUUUAUGGUGCAUCGUCCAAUCCAAAUUGGUUAAGAUUGCCAGACGACAGCUUAUUUUUUCUUGAUGACCAACAAGUAAAUUUGGUAGAAAUAGCAGAAGAACAAAUGACAUAUAUGCAAGAAGGAGACACUGUAAUAAGUCAAGUGUGGUUGUCUGCUAAUGAUACUGAAUCAACAGAUUAUACCCAAACUUUUACCAACUAUUUUAAAGUAAUGUGCAAAUCUCUUGUUAGUAAUAAUGAAGAACUAAGAAGAAUGGCUUUAAAAGAUAUUAGUGAAAAUGCUUCCAUAGGCCCUAUCACAAAUUGGUUCUAUAAUUUUUCAUAUUUUAUCUUGAAAGACAUUAAAUAUGAGUCAUUGACUUUAAAAAUAUUACAAUUACUUGAAGUUCUAGAAAAUAGCCCUCUACCAAGUUUACAAGUUAGUACAAAACAACUAAAGUUACUUACAAAUAUUUUAUGUGGGAGGCUUUUAAAAUCAGAAGUACCAGAAAAUGUUUUGAGUCCGAUGUGUUAUGUUCUGUCCCUCUUAUGUUUACGUCUACCUCUAAAAAAAUAUCUUUUGAACAAAAUCAAACAAAAAAUAUUUUAUACAGACAAACGCCUUAUUCUGCUGGCUAUAAUAUACUUCCUUGGAAUCGAUGCAGUCUCUGAAGUUUUUCGGCCGAAUAUGUCUUAUCUUUUGGUGGAUGAUUUAAAAGACGAAAGAUUGACAGAAGUGAUUUUGAGUAUAUAUGGUUUAAUAUGCAAAGCAAAUCUUAACACUGGAUCUAUUUAUGACGGAUUUAGGAAUAUAUAUGGAAGACAGUUAACCCCUUUUUUCAUACCAAAUAAAAUAAUGCCAGAUGAGCAAGUGGAAAUGAAAACAGACUUUGUAACGAUGAAAGUUGCACUGAUGAAAACGCGCAGAAAUAUUUCCAAAAUUGAGAUUGAAAAAUUCGAAAACAGAAAUAAGAAGACUUCGCAUCGAUUAGACGAUUUUUUUGAAAUACCUGAAAAUGGCAGAAAUUUAAGCAAUCGUUUAGCUGUUAAUGAAAGAAUAAAAUUUAAGAAGAUCGAAAAAUUUACUUUAGAUGAGCAAGUGGAAAUGAAAACAGACUUUGUAACGAUGAAAGUUGCACUGAUGAAAACGCGCAGAAAUAUUUCCAAAAUUGAGAUUGAGAAAUUCGAAAACAGAAAUAAGAAGACUUCGCAUCGAUUAGACGAUUCUUUUGAAAUACCUGAAAAUGGCACAAUCAGCAGAAAUUUAAGCAAUCGUUUAGCUGUUAUUGAAAGAAUAAAAUGUAAUAAGAUCGAACAACUUACUAUAGGUAAAUUUAGUUUUAGUAUUUUAGUAUUGAAAUCUAACAAAAGAAGUCAGUGUAUAGAUCAUACUUUGUUUAAUUAUAAUCUAUAACAAAAACAAAUUGUCUUUUGUUUAAUUUUAUUUAUUAAAAAUAUAAAUUUAUAUAAAAUUUUAA